Dermochelys coriacea (leatherback sea turtle) is the source of this 366-nucleotide messenger RNA. Its product is annotated as ribonuclease-like. Gene Ontology annotation, molecular function: nucleic acid binding. The record is from RefSeq and is a predicted model, not a curated record. NCBI's taxonomy places the organism in Eukaryota, Metazoa, Chordata, Testudines, Dermochelyidae.
AUGGCCCCAAGGGGACCCCACCCCUUGCUCUUCCUGACCCUGGUCCUGCUGGCCGUCUGCCUGGCCCAGCUCAGCGAAGGCGCCACCUACCCACAGUUCCUGACCCGACAGGUCGACUUCCCCAAGACCAGCGCUGCCAACGACCGGCUCUACUGCAACUGCAUAAUGCCACGCCGGGGCCUGAACUGCCCUGUCUGCAAACCCACCAACACCUUCAUCCACGCCCCCACCGGCCAGGUCCGAGCCAUCUGCAGCGCGCAGGGAGGUGACGGAUGCAACCUCUGCGACAGUAACUCACACUUCCAUCUUACCACCUGCCGAGUGGUGCCCGGCUCCCUCCUGGGGUGCUGUAUCUACAGGGCCUGA